AUGACCAAUCAGACUCCAUACCUGGCCAUCCCGGCUCUCGUUGCAGCCUUCUACCUGACCAGGACAAUCUAUCGUCUCUACUUCCACCCGCUCAGCAAAUUCCCCGGCCCCAAACUGACCGCAGCAACCGGUCUUGUCGAGAUCUACUACGAUGUCAUCCGCGGCGGAAAGUUCCUCUGGGAGAUCGAGAAGAUGCAUGAGAAAUACGGCCCCAUCGUCCGCAUCACCCCCCACGAAAUCCACAUCAAAGACUCCUCCUACUACGACUCCAUCUACACAAACAGCAAAAAGCUCAGCAAAGACCCCAACUUCGUCGGCCUGUUCGGUUCUCCCCAGUCCAUGAUCGCCACCAUCGACCACGCCCACCACCGCUUCAGACGCGGAAUCCUCGCCAGCUUCUUCUCCAAACGCUCCAUCACAACCCUCACCCCGGUGAUAAAGGGCAAGAUCCUGCGACUCAUGGAACGCCUGCACGGGUUCCACCAGACCGACAAGAACAGCAGCAAGAACAACAGCCAGAAUAACAAAGCAGUCGACCUAAGCGCGGCAUUCGCAGCCCUCACGGCCGAUAUCAUCACGUACUACUCGUACGGCGAGAGCUUCGGCUUCCUCGACUCGGAGAGUUUCCGGAGCGAAGUGCGUGCGGCGAUCAUGGAGACCGAGGAGCUGGACCACAUCACGCGUCUGUUUCCGUUUGUGCUGGCGGUUAUGCGGCGAGCCCCCAGUUGGGUGUUUGAGUUUGUGAAGCCCGCUACGGCCGUGGUUGCGAUGAUACAGAGGACUGUUGCGGAGAGGUCGGCGAGGGCGAUUCACAGUCAGACCCGGAGUCGGAGUGCUGAAUCUAAAGCGGAGAAUGGGAAGGCGGGUGGAAUUUCCUACGGCAUGUUCGAUGCACUUACGGAUCCUGGACUGCCGGAUCAGGAGAGGACGCUGUCGCGGAUCCAUGAUGAGGGUAUGAUUCUGCUUAGUGGGGGGAUGGAACCGGCGGCGAAUGCUCUGACGGUUGCUGCGUUCCAUAUCAUCAAUAAUAAGGAGAUCAUGGCGAAGAUGCGCGCGGAGCUUGGGGCCGGGGUUAUGGAUCGUGGUGGUACUCUGGCUCAGCUUGAACGGCUGCCAUACCUGACCGGAGUUGUCAACGAAGCACUGCGCCUUUCUCACGGGCUUGUUAUACGGUCUCCCCGGGUCUCACCUACAGAGGCAUUAAUGUACAAGGGCUACAGUAUUCCCGCUGGAACACCCGUGGCCAUGUCCAGCUACUUCGUCCACAUGGAUCCGACGCUCUUCCCUGACCCGACAGUCUUCAACCCAGAUCGCUGGAUCGAAGCCACCAAACGAGGCUACAAUCUCACGCGAUUCAUCACCGCCUUUAGCAAGGGGACUAGACAAUGCGUGGGCAUAAACCUCAGCUACGCAGAGUUGUACUUGACCCUCGCGUACUUUGCAACCUUCUUCGACUACGAGUUGCAUGAGACGACAGAGGAGAAUGUCACUGUUGCGCGAGACCGCGGGGUCCCGUUUCCGGAGAAGGGGCAUUUGAUGGUGAAGGCGAAGGUUAUCAAGGUCCUUCGUGAUCCGUAUGCUGUGUAA
Molecule: messenger RNA, 1587 nt
Organism: Aspergillus puulaauensis
Lineage: Eukaryota; Fungi; Ascomycota; Eurotiomycetes; Eurotiales; Aspergillaceae
Product: cytochrome P450
Exons: 5
Coding region: 1-1587 (528 amino acids)
Molecular function (GO): heme binding; iron ion binding; oxidoreductase activity, acting on paired donors, with incorporation or reduction of molecular oxygen
Source: RefSeq, a predicted model, not a curated record